Messenger RNA from Galleria mellonella (greater wax moth), 499 nucleotides. RefSeq names its product trypsin inhibitor-like. The transcript is spliced from 3 exons. NCBI's taxonomy places the organism in Eukaryota, Metazoa, Arthropoda, Insecta, Lepidoptera, Pyralidae. Gene Ontology annotation, molecular function: serine-type endopeptidase inhibitor activity. Bases 93 to 326 code for a protein of 77 amino acids. The record is from RefSeq and is a predicted model, not a curated record.
UAUGUUGUGACUUCGUACAGGUAAAGACACCAUAUAAAUAUGGUGGCAGGGGAUUUCCUCAACAGUUUUUACUCGGUUAUUCGCGUGUCAACAUGAAAGUGUUAGUGGCAGUGUUUGUUCUGGUCGCUGUACUCAGUUUGAGUUAUGGGCAACCAGAUCGAUGCAAAGCUCCGAUAGACGAUCGUGUUUGUUUUGGAUUUCGCGGAUACUAUGCCUACGAUCUUCCCAAUAACAAAUGUAUAGAAUUACGCUUCGGCGGUUGUUACGAAGGACCGAACGAGUUCAAAUCUAAGGCAGAAUGUGAAAAUAUCUGUGUCAAAAAAUAAGACAAAAAAAGUAACAUCUUUUUUUUUGUCUAUAGAUUUAAUUUAUUUUUUGAAGUAAGAACUAAAAUUUGUGUAACAUAAUAUUCCAGACAAAUUAUCAUAUUGAAGACUAGGCAGCAUGGUCUCCGACCUUAGCCUGUUCCACAACGGAACAAAAGUACUAGAAAAAAAAA